AUGAGGUCUCAAGCAUGUGAACCAUGUGCAAAACGAAAAGUCAAAUGCGACAGGGCAGAACCGCCGUGUUCUAAUUGUAAGCGUCGCAAGCAUGAUAUUUGCACCUACCCUGAAGUCUCUCCUUUUGAGCGGAUUAGAAAACUGGAGGAGGCGGUGAGAGCGCUGGGUGGUGAUCCGUUAUCUGAUACGCCUGGAAAGUAUAGGGGACAUAGUGUGAAUGCCAGUCCUGCGGCAGUGAGUAAUGCUGAGACACCGAUUAUCGUGCAGGAGGAAGGAAAGUCCGUUUAUCAUGAGUCAGAAGGAUGGCAUACCUGGAUCGAUGUUUCACGUCUUUACAAAGGCUCUAAAACAAAGUUCAGCGCCUCUGAUCCUCGAGGUUCAGCCUUAUCACCCGCAAAACACCUCCCCCACGCCUUUCACGGCUCACCAUGGCGGGACAACACCAUCCUCUCAGACAAGCUCGACUUUUGCCCGAUACCGCAAACAGAAUCCCUCAAACUAUGGGAUUUCUUCAUGGAGCGAGUCGAACCUAUUAUCAAGAUCAGCUUCAGCUGGACUCUCACUCAUCUCAGAGCCGCGUUGUCUGAUGCUGAGAAGUGGAGGAGCCUUGACAACGGCGACCAUGUGCUGAUAUUGUCAACUUGUUUAUUUGGCGCUACGAGUUUGACGAAUCAAGAAUGCUUAGAUCUAUUCGGUCGCACGAAAGCGUCUUUGACGAAUGAAUGUCGCGUUCAAUGUGACAUGGCAUUCUCAAGAAUAAGUCUACUGGCCAUUGAUAGCAUCUCAACAUUGAAAGCCAUGUGCUUAUAUAUCAAAGCAAAUGUCGACGUGCUCACGUCCCGCAGCAUGUGGACUUUGAUGGGUCUCAUCUCCCGAAGCGCAGAACAACUCGGCAUGCACCGCGACGGCGCAGUACUAGGUCUUUCGCCCAUCGAGACAGAAGAACGUCGUCGACUCUGGUGGCAACUCCAACACCUCGAUCUGAUUCUUUCGCUGAAGAAUAAUGUGACUCCAUUAUCCUAUGGGGCAGGUUCGGAUGUCAGACUUCCUCUAAACAUCGAAGACGAGGAUCUCGAUCCAAGUUCGACAGUACCGCCCAAAGAGCGAAUUGGUCUCACGAGUUUCUCGUACACGCUAUUUGUGUACUGGAAAAUGGAUAGGCAGCGCCGUUUUCGAAUGACGCAGGCGAGCCAGGCUACACCGGGUGAUACGUCUCUCUUAGGCUGUUUGGCCGACUCUGUGAUCGAUGACCUCGAGGCUGGGCUCAACGAGAACUUUCUGCAGUAUUGUGAUCCCAUCAACCCGAUGCACACGAUAUUGCAAAUUAGUGCGCGGGCUAUUGUUAACGUCUUACGGCUGAGAAAACUGCAUGACGCUCGUAUGCGAUCUCAGAAUAGUGAUGAUGCGUGCCAUGUUGAGCAUUUCAAUGCUUGCAUGCAGGGAAUGCAGUAUAUCGUCGUUUCUCAUUCAAAUCUUCAGCUGAAGCCAUUUUUUUGGCUUGUAGAGAGUUCAUUUCUGUGGUACGCUUUUAUUGGAAUCUUGGUCGACAUGUCGAACCUGAAAGAUAUCACGCUUAUCAGAUCAGCCUGGACGCUACUCUCGCAGCUCUACGCCGUAGCAGAUCAUAUAUCAGAUUUUGAAGACGACAGGAGAAAAUCUCAUGCUGCAAAAUCAGUAAUUGCGACGUGGUAUGAGUGCAGCCAGAAACCAGGUCUGACUGACAUGCAGAAGCCAGGGUUUGUUUCCAAGCUUGAGAAGGACUUGGCUGAGCUGGAAAGAAAGGCAACUGCAGAUAAUGAAGGCCAAUUCGGUGAUGUACAGGAGGUCUGGAAAAAUGGGCCUGUAGAGGCUGAACUGCAGCCAUUUGGAUUCGAGUUUGCGGAUAUAGACUGGGCGUUUUGGGAUAAUAUCAAUUAG
This is a messenger RNA of Fusarium mangiferae, 1917 nucleotides long. RefSeq lists its product as uncharacterized. NCBI's taxonomy places the organism in Eukaryota, Fungi, Ascomycota, Sordariomycetes, Hypocreales, Nectriaceae. The coding region runs from base 1 to 1917 and encodes 638 amino acids. Gene Ontology annotation, molecular function: DNA binding; zinc ion binding; DNA-binding transcription factor activity, RNA polymerase II-specific. The record is from RefSeq and is a predicted model, not a curated record. The transcript has 4 exons. Gene Ontology annotation, biological process: regulation of DNA-templated transcription; DNA-templated transcription.